AUGCUGAAUCGUCAUUUGUUAUUUGAAUUCCGCCGUGCUCUACGUAACUCACGAUGGAAUGCGGACGCUCAUUUGAGGGCACAUGAGCGUUCUGUCAGCGUAGAUCAGGAAGCGAUUGCUCGAAUCGAUACUUGUCAGCUUGCUGCUAAUAGUCCAAUAGAAGACUUCUACUCGGCUGCUAAAUGUCUUUCAUCUAAUGCAUUUCUUUUUGGAGUUUUUGAUGGACACGGUGGUCAAUCGUGUAGUAGACAUAUAUCUGUAGCUUUAUUCCCGUAUAUAUGCGCUUCAGUUUUAAAGAAGCAUGAAAUACAGCAGUUAAACUUGGAAAACCGGUGUGAAUGGCUUUUUAGCAGUGCAGAUGCUCAUUUACCUAAUUUAUUUAGGAGCUCUACAUUGCAAAAUGUCAUCAAUUUUCACCAAGCUUUUUCUAAAAGAAAGCACCUUAAUACAGUUCGCGAAGCUCUUAAAUUUGCUUUCGAAAUGUGCGAUGAAGAUUUAUGUCGUGCUGCUUUACCGGACAACAGAGGACAAAUUGAUAGGCAAGAGAAAGCGAUUCUGUUAUCAGUAAUGACUGCUGCUUCCGGCUCCUGUGCAACACUUGCACAUAUACGGGGACGAAAUCUUCAUGUAGCAAACGUAGGAGAUAGUGCAGCAGUGUUAGGUGUAGUUACUCCAAAUGGUAGCGUAACCGCUCGGCAGUUGUCAAGAGCUCAUUGUAUAGAUAAUACUGACGAGGUUGUUUUAGAACCGCUAGGUAAUCCAGCUCCUCCCAAUCUUCACACUCCACCCUACCUGACGGUAUCACCGGAGGUUUUCUACCAUAAACUCACGGCUAACGACAAGUUUUUGGUGUUAGCAUCGGACGGUUUGUGGGAAUGGCUCGAUCCGGACACUGUUGUUCGACUGGUAUACGACCAUACAGUCGGCACGAUGACGCUUCUUCCGUACCAACCGAAGAGUGGCUCGACACUUAAGCAGGUUCCGCCUGGACGAGCACGGAACUACCGUGACGAUAUCUCUAUUAUAGUGAUUCACUUUAAUGAGAAAUAUUUGGAAGAAGCGGAUGAAUCAUCCGUUCCAGCCGAGUCGAUAGAGAUGCAAGCUAAAUAA
Molecule: messenger RNA, 1110 nt
Organism: Cooperia oncophora
Lineage: Eukaryota; Metazoa; Nematoda; Chromadorea; Rhabditida; Trichostrongylidae
Source: the annotation of a GenBank genome assembly